AGAGUCACAUGGUCUCUGGUGUGAAUAUGGUCUUACUUGUUUUGACGGUUUUGACAGAGAAUUCAAAACAGCAUUGUAUGUAGGAGACAGAUGGUGUCUUAGUUUCUUGAUUUAGCUCUGAUCUUUAUUCCUCCUAUUCAUGUUGUUAGGUGUUUAUAUAAAAAUAUAGAGAAUGUGUCUUUGCUCAUGGAGUAACCAUAAUGUUCCUCAUGAAGGCAUAAACAUAGUCUCUGAAUGCAUUCAGCAUUAACUUCAUGCAAAUGUGGGAGGUUUCAAAUCCAUUCAAGCAUAAAUCCUGACAGAGACAAAAGCAAAAGAGUAGAGUGUUAGUGCAAUAACGACUAAAACUGGGACCUGUGCUCCAUGAGGAAUUCCAUCUACAUUAUUUGAGUCACUUUUUAUUUUCAAUCUCCUGACUGAGCAUUUUGAAACUAUGGGAACAGUUACUAACGUACUUCUUUGCAUCUUUGUUGUUGUGAUCGCUCAGGCUGAGCUGAUUUUAGAGGCAGACAGACCCUUCUUGAGCGUGCAGCAAGGACGAAUGGCUGUCCUGGAGUGCUGCUACACCAAAACAAUGGAGCAAAAGAGUUUCAAAUGGUUCAAACAUGUUGAAGUGGACAGCACAGUCAUAGGUCCUCAUGAAGUGAAUCUUACAGACUUUUUGACUGUUGAUACAAAAAACAACAAACCAUUUUGUGGCAUCCUGAACUUCCUCUCAGUCCAACCGAGUGACUCUGGCUUUUAUCAGUGUUGGCUGAUAGAGAGUAAAGUCUUCACAUAUGGCACCUACCUACACGUCUUCAAGCCCCUGGGGAAGGCGAUAGACAUCAAGGAGAGCACCAAAAACAAGAUCCUGACAGCUGAGGGAGUGCUGCUGUUCCUGUGUGUGAUUCUGCCUGCUGCCACUCUUCUCUUCCAGUCAAAGAGAAUAAGUGAGCUGGAGAAGAAGAAAGAGAGGAAGGAAGAGGAAAACAUCUAUCAGGGGCUGAAUCUGGAGGAUUGUUGCACCACAUAUGAUCAGAUCGAACGCUCCCAGGCACAUGGGCAGUAUGAGGAUGUGUGCACCCCUAUGCAGGAAGAGGAGGAGGAGAUCCAGCUGGAGAAACCUUAGAGGAGGGGGGGGAUACAAAAUAUUUGAUAUUGAAUUAAGUGUGUGCUUUGAAAUUUCCGCUUUUUUCUACACAAAUCAUGACUUGCAGUUAUGUAGCCUAUGCAGUUUAACAAGCACAACAUGAAAAGAUAUACAAAGAAGAUACUGAAACAACAAGGCCUUUCACUCCACAUCAUUUCACAGAGAAGACUUGUAUGUGUGUGUGUGUGUAUCUUUGUGUGUGUGUUUGUGAUGCACUCAUCUGUAUAUAACAUGCUUUGUUUAAAAAGCUCCAGCUCCACAUACUAGAAACAUCGUUUGUUGUUCCAGAAGAGUUUCAAGUGAAGUUUGAUUUUCCCACUUUUUUUCUUUAUAAUAUAUUUGUAUUAGGUUUUUCUGCUGUACACAUCAAUCAAAAAGUGCAUGUUACCCAGUUUUAUAUUUUCACAGACAAAAAAGAACACAUAGUACAAUGACAACUACUAGAGUCCAAUCCAAUGUGUUUAGAAAUAAGAAAACUGGAAGGACUCAUGAAUUAGAAAGAAGAUGUGAUACAUAAAAUUAAAUAAAAAUAAAUACAAAUAAAAAUAAAAAGUAUACAUAUAAAAAAUGUAAAUAAGAAAAUAAUAAAAAUAAACUACAAUCAAAAUUAUUUCUAACAAACAAAAUCUUGUCAUGAAUUUUUGCAACUUGGCCUAUGAAACAUUUAUUACAUUAGUCCUCAAGAGAGGGUAUAGAAUUUACAAAUGACAGCAAAGGACCCCAGGUCUUUUUAAAAUGAUCUGAACAACCUCUAGAACUAAACUUAAUUUUCUCUAAAUAGAGGAAGGAAAUUAGGUCUUUUAGCCAGGAAUUUUCAGAUGGCGGUUUAUGUUGCUUUCAUUGUUUCCCACUUUUUUAAACUGCAUUGAAAUAUGUAUUUGAUUUUUAUAAUUAUUUCAUUUUUUUACAGAACAACUUUAAGGUCUGUAAUAAUUUUGUUGCUUGUGUGAUCAAAGAAUAAAGUUUUCUUUUAACAGUAAAA
Messenger RNA from Notolabrus celidotus (New Zealand spotty), 2114 nucleotides. RefSeq names its product CD79a molecule, immunoglobulin-associated alpha (gene cd79a). The record is from RefSeq and is a predicted model, not a curated record. NCBI's taxonomy places the organism in Eukaryota, Metazoa, Chordata, Actinopteri, Labriformes, Labridae. The transcript is spliced from 5 exons. Gene Ontology annotation, cellular component: external side of plasma membrane; B cell receptor complex. The coding region runs from base 434 to 1111 and encodes 225 amino acids. Gene Ontology annotation, biological process: B cell receptor signaling pathway; B cell differentiation.